This is a messenger RNA of Nezara viridula (southern green stink bug), 1671 nucleotides long. The record is from the annotation of a GenBank genome assembly. Lineage: Eukaryota; Metazoa; Arthropoda; Insecta; Hemiptera; Pentatomidae.
AUGUCCUCCCCUCGCUAUGAUAGCGUAUCAAUCGCCAUUAUCUCUCUCCCCAUAGCUCACCUGUUCGGUCGUCGAGCUGUUCGCAGCACAGUCGCCUGUCAGCUCUUUUGUCCUCGGGUCAUUGUACCACGCUUAGUCGAGAUGAAGAUGGCUCCAGUCGGAAAUGAAGAUGAGUUCGCGAAGCAGCCGACCCACGUGCCUCGGCCUCCCACUCCCAUCAACUUCUUGGACACGCUUCCCCCGGCCCCCGCCGACAUCGCUCAGUUGGGAAGAGCCCGUGGGAACCCGGCGUCUCCUCCAUUCCCUGCUCCAGCUAAUCUAAUUAUAGCCGCUCCUCUUUCUUGCCUCGCAGCGGGCUACCUCUGUGCUCGGCAUCUUCCUUUCUUCGCUCCGCGCGCUCUUGCGACACCCAAAGGUCGGGAUAUAUUGGUAUCGGGGUGUCUUGUGAUAAAUAACUCAAACGGGGUCAAGGUGUUGAGGAGAGGUAAAAUCUUUCCUAGAGUCGAUCUAGGACUGAUCCUCACUCAGACCAGGGGAACAGCUGAGGAGAGCAGGUUCUCCGAAGACGCUCUUCCCAAGACCGUCCGUGCGCGACUAAAAAUGUCGCACCCUGCCCGAGGUGGCCCUGCUUUUACUGAACACGGCGGAUCUCGACCGGGAGGUCAUAAAAAACAUCCCUGAUGAUGGUAACUAGCAUCAUCAGUAAAGGCCGUAAGGCCGAACAUUCGGAAGAGUCAGCAGUAUUUUGAAGCAAGCAUCUUCAUGCGGAGUUGGUUUGCGUUAGCGAACCAGUUCACGCUUAUUAACUGCAUGGAACAAAACACUUGAAAGAAAUUCUGAAGAAAGAUUCCAAUAAUACCUACAGUUAUGAAGUGCCGGGAAUUUAUGAAACAACGGAAUAUGUGGGAAGAUCACUUAAACUAGAUGUUCUAUAUCCAGGUAAUGGAUCAGGAAAGGAAGAGAAGAUUGGCACUGUUAACUUGGGAAUCUAAUCCAGGAACCCUCUCUUUGAUGCAGAGGAAAGCCAUGGAAAUCAGAAUCACCCAUGGAGAGCUCAAAGAGUACGAUCCUAUGGAAAGUUUCAUGAAGUUAUGUAUGAUGGAUGCUUUUCAUUAUGUUUGCUGCAAAGACCAAUGACAGGUUUUUGCAGAAAACAAAAGUUUUUCUACUCAGGUCUGUUACUUGAAUAGAAAACAAAACUUGCAAUUCUUUAAACAUCACAGGCAAGCUAAAACUAAUAAUGAGCAGAUGAAGGCAGGUAUGCAGGCAUGUGCUGAAAACUUCAGUAACAUCUUGCUAUUGUUAAUCCUGAAUCUCUCAUUAAAUAUUUUCUUGAGUAUGGGUGGUAACAAACAAUUAGCUGCAGAAAUUGGCAUAACUACAAAUAGUUGCUGCAGCUAUACUCUCUAGUUUUAAUUAGUAUUGUAAGAUUUAGAUGUAUUUCUCCCUCUCCCAUUCCUUACCUGUCCUUUUUAAAUCUUCCUCUUUCUCAUUUUGAACAAUAUUUGUCCAAGUAAAUAAAAACAUUAGUUAUGUAUCGUUUAUUCCCUUGAUCUUUUGUUUAACUAUUGGUGUUGUAAUGUUUAUCAAUAAACUGCCUGAUUAACUUGUAAAACCACUUUAUUUUUUAUUUUGACCAUUGUUGUAGUGUAGAAAAGUAAAUAACUUAAA